Molecule: messenger RNA, 1004 nt
Organism: Postia placenta MAD-698-R-SB12
Lineage: Eukaryota; Fungi; Basidiomycota; Agaricomycetes; Polyporales; Adustoporiaceae
Exons: 5
Coding region: 51-821 (256 amino acids)
Molecular function (GO): GTP binding; GTPase activity
Source: RefSeq, a predicted model, not a curated record
CAUCUCCCAGGGCUGUUCAUCUCUACCUUCUCUCGCAUCCUUCUACACUCAUGGCCGACGGUGCAUCGGGUGCUGCUGAGCGGUCUGUUCAGGUCAAGUUAGUUCUGCUGGGCGAGGCGGCUGUCGGAAAGUCGUCUGUCGUCCUGCGAUUCGUUUCAAACGAGUUCCAAGCCAACAAGGAGCCCACAAUCGGCGCUGCAUUCCUGACGCAGAAAUGUCGUCUGGAAGACCGUGUCCUCCGAUAUGAGAUCUGGGAUACAGCUGGGCAGGAACGCUUCCAUUCGCUCGCACCCAUGUACUACCGCAACGCCCAAGCUGCUGUUGUUGUUUAUGAUGUUACGAAAGCGUCCAGUCUUGAGAAGGCAAAGACAUGGGUGAAGGAGCUUCAGAGACAAGCGAACCCUAACAUUGUCAUUGCACUCGCCGGGAACAAGGUCGAUCUCGUCCAGCCAUCGUCGUCAUCAUCCGGCGCUGCCACGCCUGAGACGGAGGAUGAAGCUGAUGACGCAACCGCUACACCCGGAGAGAACGCUGGAGCGGCUGGUAGUGAGCCGGAAACCCUAAGACAGGUGCCUCGGGAGGAGGCAGAGGCGUACGCACAGGAGGCCGGUCUCCUCUUCUUCGAGACUAGUGCCAAGACGGGCGACGGUAUCGUCGAGAUGUUCACCGAGAUUGCCAAGAAGAUCCCCAUCGAUCAAAUACUGGCUUCGUCUCGUGGUACUGGCCGUCCGGGCGCUGCUGGAGGCCGUACAGGUGCUGGGCAGGAGGGUGUUAACCUCGAUGAGAACGCCGGCAAGGGCAAGGAAGCGUGCAACUGCUGAUCGCCUAUUGCUCGAGUGUAUGGUGUGCGCAUACAACAUCCAGCUCUCACGAUCUCCUAUGGUUACAGUACUAUUAUCGUCUGCCUUUUGUUGUGUCCUGUCUGAUCUAUAUGGUUUUCUCGCACCGUAGUACAUGUAUUUGCUUUUAUUUUACACUGGACAUCAGAUUGCAGGAGUUACUAC